Emericellopsis atlantica is the source of this 1692-nucleotide messenger RNA. RefSeq lists its product as uncharacterized. The transcript is spliced from 3 exons. NCBI's taxonomy places the organism in Eukaryota, Fungi, Ascomycota, Sordariomycetes, Hypocreales, Bionectriaceae. The record is from RefSeq and is a predicted model, not a curated record. Gene Ontology annotation, molecular function: oxidoreductase activity; FAD binding. The coding region runs from base 1 to 1692 and encodes 563 amino acids.
AUGGGCUGUGCGCUCGUAACGGGCAAGAAACACCCAGCUCCCAAGCCCAGGUCCGAUGCUUGCCGCUGCCUGCCCAGCGACAACUGCUGGCCAUCCGACAAUACUUGGGAUGGCCUCAACAACACGGUCAACGGCCAGCUGAUCAAGACAGUUCCCAUCGGCUCGCCUUGCCACGAUCCCACCUAUGAUGCCGAAGCAUGCGAUGCGCUGCAGCAGCGUUGGACGGAGGGAAGUCUGCACUUGCCCACUGACUCCAGCCCGAUGCAGAUGUACUUUGCCAACCAGUCGUGUGACGCAUUCACACCCCGCGACCAGCCCUGCGUGUUGGGCAACUACGUCGCGUACUCUGUGAAAGUGUCCGAGCCCAAGGACGCUGUUGCGGCGGUCAAGUUCGCCAACAAGAACAACCUCCGUCUUGUCAUCAGGAACACGGGCCAUGACUUCUUUGGUAGGUCUACUGGUGCCGGUGCCCUCUCGAUCUGGACCCAUCACCUCAAGAGCACCGAUAUUAUUCCCAACUACUCGUCCAAAUCAUACUCGGGCCCUGCGAUGCGCGUCGGUGCUGGCGUGACGGGCGCCGAAGCCGCCGAAGCCGCCCACAAGGCAGGCCUCACCGUCGUCGUCGGCGGAUGCCCCAGUGUUGGCGUCGCUGGUGGCUACACCCAAGGAGGCGGCCACUCCACCCUCAGCACAGCCUAUGGUCUCGCAGCCGACCAGGCCCUCGAGUACGAGGUCGUCACGGCAGACGGCGCCAUCCUCACCGCCUCCCCUAAGGAGAACAAGGACCUCUUCUGGGCGCUCAGCGGUGGAGGUGGUGGCAACUACGCCGUCGUCACCAGCGUCGUCGUCCGUGCCCACGAGUCUGGCAACGUUGGCGGUGGCAGCAUGCAGAUCCUCGCCAGCGACGUGACGCCCGCCACAUACGCCGCCAUCAUCGCCAAGUUCCACGAGCUGGCGCCCAAGAUGGCCGACAGCGGCGCAACCAUCAUGUACAUCCUCAACGGCCUCUACUUCAGCCUCACGCCCGUCACCGUCGUCGACUCGACCGGCGACUACGUGCGCAACGAGGUCCUGGGCGAGUUCAUUGACUUUCUCGAGGAGAACAACGUCAAAUACGCCGCCGGCUUCUCCACGCUAGCUUUUCGCGACCACUACGACCGCUACCUAGGCCCCCUGCCGUGGGGCAGCCUCUCCAGCUCCGACUACCAGUACGGCGGCCGCCUCAUCCCCCGCUCCGUCGUCGAGGACGAGCCGGCGAAGCUGUCGGGCGCCGUCAUCUCCCUCCUGCCCGAGGGCGUCAUCGCCGUCGGCACGCUGGGCAACUUCACCCCGCCCCACGCCGUCUCCAACGCCGUCCACCCCAAGUGGCGCUCGACCCUGAUUCAGCUGCAGCUCCUGACCCAGUGGUCCACCAAGCCUGAGGACUGGGACGCCAUGCUGGCCAACCAGGCCCGCAUGACGAACGACUAUGUGCCUAGGAUCAAGGCCGUCACGCCUGAUGGCGCGGCCUACAUGAACGAGGCGGAUUUCCACGAGCCCGACUGGAAGAACGCCUUCUAUGGAGAGGGCUACGAGCAGUUGGUCAAGACGAAGAAGGAGUGGGAUCCCAAGGGUCUUUUCUGGACUCUCAAGGGUGUCGCGAGUGAUCAAUGGACCGUGGCGGAGGAUGGCAAGAUGUGUCGCGCUGCGUGA